Molecule: messenger RNA, 2980 nt
Organism: Spea bombifrons (plains spadefoot toad)
Lineage: Eukaryota; Metazoa; Chordata; Amphibia; Anura; Pelobatidae
Gene: PIK3R6
Product: phosphoinositide-3-kinase regulatory subunit 6
Exons: 19
Coding region: 496-2721 (741 amino acids)
Biological process (GO): positive regulation of MAP kinase activity; G protein-coupled receptor signaling pathway
Cellular component (GO): phosphatidylinositol 3-kinase complex, class IB
Molecular function (GO): 1-phosphatidylinositol-3-kinase regulator activity
Source: RefSeq, a predicted model, not a curated record
UUUUUUUCAUGUGAUUUCCUGCCCCCCCCGCACUCUUUCCUUCCUGGCCCCCGUUGUGCACACGUUGUGUUGUGAGAUGUUUUUCCCACAGUGGGUGCGCACUCUUGUUGGCGUGUGCCUGUGUGUGUGUGCCUCACGCCGCCCGUGUUAGCGUGUUGGCUCCCGCGGGGAGGGUGGAAGACACAGAACAUGGGAUAACGGAUCCGGCGUGGAACAGAACGAUAGCAAUGGACGAUCCUCAGCGCCGGUACAUCGCGGCAGACAAGGCAUGAACUGUUUACCAUCUACGAGCACCGUGGAAGCGAAGACCGUGCUCGGAAACUGAGGCCACGCGGUAUAAUUUCAUGAUAAAUCGACCGCCUUCACCGGCUCAUCCAUGGACCUUUCAGGUAAGGUCGGGUGGUUCCUCAAAUGGUGAGGAUUAUUAAAGCGCGUAAAGAAGAAAAAUCUUUUUUCCAGCUGAAUUGAUAAAGUGCAACAAUGUAACAAAUUAAAAUGCAUGUUUUCUCGACACACGCAGGCGUCGAGGCGGAUAUGGUCCAUCAGAAAGUACAGGCGAUUCUCAGGGGGUUGGAUGGACGGCACCCGGCGCUGCAGUCAGACCAUGGAAUGUUAAGAUGGACUCUACAUAAGAGCCUGGAAAGAAACCCCAGCAGUGGUGGUAUCGUGGUGGGUGUCCUCAUUAAAGAACUAGAAAGGGCGGAGAGUGGCGCCAACCUCCACUAUAUCAUCCCCCUUCUGCACACUUUGAUGUACGCCAUCAUUAAGGCUGCGUAUAUCUCCGAUGAACUGUAUGAGAGGGUUUAUGUUUUCUGUAAGAGGAUACUGACCCUCCCGAAACCGUAUUCCACGAUUGGAUUAGACUACGCUCAGAAGUUAAAGACUGAGAGGAAAACUCCAGGUUUAUCCUACCAAAAAAUGGUUAUUUCAGAACAAAAUCUGCGUCGGGAUAGUUCUCAACAUCAGGACAAGGUACUUUUGUUCCUGGACCCCAGCUUAAUUUCGGAGGCUGUGUGCAAUACCCUCUUACGAGAGACUCAGUCAGUUCAGAUGUCUCAGACACCGUUAUCGUGCAUGACGUAUGUGAUUACGAACGCCAUCCAGGCUGCACUCGGAAGAGACUGCGACAUCUCCGCGCUCCGAAGAACACUAAAGGGUCAAACAGCGGGGCAGGUAGAACUGUGGUUCCAGGAGGUGCUGUCUGCAAUGGAGACCAGCGAGCAGGGGAGCGGGAACAGCCGACAAAGACACAACGACAGGUUGCUGGAAAUAUAUAAGAAGAUAGUCGGCCCAUCGGAGGAAGAGGGUUCAACCAUCCGACUGCAGAUGAUUCCUCUUCCAAGCCCAAGUAUCAGUGUCCACCUCUGGUCCGACGAAGACCAACUAUGGAAGGAACUUGUCUUGUUCACCAGAGAGACGCAGAGCGCUGACCCUGAAGCUGACACCUUCAGGAUCGCGGAGUUGCCCUCGGAUAUGGAGGACGGAGAGCAGAACCGAAUAUCCGUGUGGUCCAAUGACAGCGGAAUUGAGAAGGACCUGCCUGGGAUGGAAGAAAAGGAGAUGACCAGGUUACAGAGAAAACCCUGCAUCAAAAAGAGAGGUCCUGACCUGGAUUCCGCCAUCGUGCUCCAAAAUUUGACCAAAGCGCCCAGGGGGAGCCGCGUUGGGACGCUCCAGAGGCUUUCAGGGAUGAGCACGGAGAUUCCGUCCGCUUCCGAAAACCAACCUACUGCUCGGAUUGUGAUUCUGGGGGACGACAGAGCAUUGGGGAGGCUGGCCAAAUCCUAUUACUCGUUCAGGAAGAGAGAAGCCAGAAGACCUCACAGGACGCUGAAGGCCAACCUGCAAUUUUACUGUAUCCCGGUCCGGGAGGAGCAGGUGGAUAAUGCACAAGACAAGGAAGACCCCCCUCCUACUAUAAGCGAGACCUGUGAACUCAGCAUGUACCUUGGCCGCGUGGAUCCAUGGUAUGACAGCAACAUCAACACCCUGUAUGACAUGAUCCCCAAACUGGCAGUCAUGCCGCCUUGUCCCACACGGGACGCCACCUCAGACCCUUUCAUUCUGGACGUCGCGGCCUAUUACCUGCGCUUUGGACUACAGCCGGUGUACUUUCAGAUUUACAGCGUGAAGAUGCACUUUAGGGACACUACUCUGGAGCCCGUAGAAGACGUGUUCCUGACCGAGCUUAAGGUUGAGUUCCAAGACUUCGCUAAAAUGAAUAACUUGAGUAAGAAGAAAACUGUAACCGAUGUACGAGGGGCUGGAAUCCAGGUUCAUUACAAAAAGGCUUUGGCCAGCAACAGAGAAAAGGAAGGAAAUCUUAUCUUGAAAACCUCCGGGGUCAUUAUAAAAACAAUACCCAAUGAAGAAGCUGAAGACCUUGUGUGUUUGAAUGUCUACAUCGAUGAGCUCACAAAGUCCACCAACCUAACCGGACGCUCUCCGUCGUGCAAGAAGAACGUGCUGAGGGCGUCCAGCGUUGAGAUGAGGAGCCUCGAACUCAGGACCUUGAGUCUCCAGCUUGACAAAGACAGCCGCAGAGUGUACACCAAUGUUUCCAGCUUAGAGGUGACACCGUGUCAGGAGCCUGGAUAUAGCUUGCAGAAGAUGAGGGCAUCUCGUAACGUCAUGGAUGGAAAGGAAGACACCGGGCUGAGCAAAUACAUGACGAAGUCCCUCCUGCUGCCAAUCAACACGUUUGCUGGAAUCAUCCAGUAGCCCGGGACCAAAGAUUAUAUUCCCCGCUCCUCAUUCUAAUGUAUCCAGACCUCGUGGAACAUGGGACACCCUAAUGAUCUUCUGGAGAGCAAUCACAGUCCCACCUGACGCGUAACGGGUCCGACGACCUCCGCAGACUUCCGGAACCCCCCGUCUCAAUAGCAUUUACAUGAACAAUAUGAUUGUCGUUUUAUGUAUAUAGAAAACUGGAUAUUAAGUAUCUUAUUUAUUGAAGCUCUAAAUAGAAUCAUUGAAGUAA